Saccharomyces paradoxus is the source of this 3201-nucleotide messenger RNA. RefSeq names its product Hbt1p (gene HBT1). NCBI's taxonomy places the organism in Eukaryota, Fungi, Ascomycota, Saccharomycetes, Saccharomycetales, Saccharomycetaceae. The transcript has a single exon. The record is from RefSeq and is a predicted model, not a curated record. The coding region runs from base 1 to 3201 and encodes 1066 amino acids.
AUGAAUAUGAACGAGUCCACUUCCAGAGAUGGACAGAGUGAAGAAGAACAAAAUAAUUUUCCUUUUGGUGGUAAGCCCGGUUCCUACGAUUCGAACUCUAAUUCUGCUCAACGCAAAAAGUCUUUCAGUACUACAAAGCCAACCGAAUAUAACUUGCCAAAAGAGCAGCCAGAAUCAACGACCAAGAACUUGGAAAGCAAGGCCAAAAACAUUCUUCUACCUUGGAGAAAGAAGCACAAUAAAGACUCAGAAAACUCACAUGACGAUGCUGACGCCGCCACUAGCCGCCACACCAACGUAACUUCCAACGUGAAUCCUACUUCUACCGAUACUAAGUCAAGUUCAGGCCCUAACGCUACUGUUACUACCCAUGGAUACUCUUAUGUCAAGACAACGACACCAACUGCUACAACUGAGCACUCCAAAGUGAAAACUUCACCUUCUGCCAGUCAUGAACAUUCAAAUGUAAAGACGUCUCCCACUACGCAUGAACAUCCCAAAGUUGGCGCUGGGCAUUCGGGUGUUGCGGCCACGCAUGCCCACAAUAAUGCCAAAAGUAGCACAUCUCCCACUGCUCAUGCACACUCAAAUGUCAACGCUGGUUCCUCUGGAACCACUUCUACCACUUAUGGUCAUUCUAAUGUGAAAAAUACAUCUCCUACUACGACUCAUGAACAUUCUAAGAUGAACACUGGUACCUCAGCUACUGCCACUACACAUGGACACGCCAACAUCAAAAAAACUUAUCCUGUUACUCAUGAUCACUCUAAUUCCAGCACUGAUCCUAAAUCUACAGCUGCUACUCGUGGUCACUCCGUUUCCAGCUCUGGUCCUAAAUCUACCGGUGCUGCACACGAUAACUCCCACACUAAAACAAGUCCUUCAACUACUCACGGACACUCUAGUGUUAAAGAUAGUUCUUUAGCUACCAAAGAAUAUUCGAAUGUGGAUUCCGGGUCUGAUCGUGAUGCUAUGCCUGGCAGCUUCCGCGGCAUAACUGGCGGUGAUGUAAACCCUGUUGAUCCCAGUGUUUAUACAAGCACCGGCCCAAAGAGCAAUGUUAGCUCUGGUAUGAACGCUGUCGACCCUAGUGUCUACAUGGACACGAGUUCGAAGUCUACUGAACGUAGAAAGACCUCUGACAACACCGCCACUGGUCCUCCACAAGAUACAAUCAGAGAGAUUGCGCAAAACGUUAAGAUGGACGAGAGUGAGCAAACUGGAUUAAAAAAUGAUCAAAUCUCCGGUUCUGAUGUAAUCCAACAACAAACUAUGGAUCCCAAGUAUAAAGGAACAAUGGGUACAGGCGGCUUUGUAAGUCAUUAUAACGAUGACAAUAAAAACAUCCAAUAUCCUGAAAAGAAUAAAGUCGAAAAACAGAAUAUAUCUGAAAGAGCUGCUGAGAAAUUCAAUAGUGAAAGAGAUGACAUUUUGGAAUCUGGCGAUGAUUAUCAACAGAAAAAUAUUAAAUCUAAAACAGAUUCCAAUUGGGGCCCAAUUGAGUACAAUACUAGUGCUGGUAAAAAUAAGAAUCUGCAAGAUGUUGUCAUACCACCUUCUGGUAUGAAAGACAUUCCCCACAAUGAUACAUCUGUAUCCCAACAGAAAUCUAAAUCUGAUAACAAAUGGGGUCCUAUGAAGUAUGAUGAUGGCAAAGGUAUAAAAGAUGACAAUUUGCAAAAUAUUGUUGGUUCAGAAGGUGGCUCACAAAAUGCAAACAAAAAUUUCGAUAUGUCUCCCCGUGAUGAGGGCCAAUGGUCAGGGGUUUCUAAGGAUAAAACUACUCAAAACAUCGUUGUACCACCUAAUAUGAAGGAUGAAGAUCUGAAUAAGGGCUCUUCUAACAAGCCCCAUCAAUAUGGGUUAGAUUAUUUGGAUGAUGUUGAAGAUUAUAACGAAAACGAUAUUGACGAUUACUCAAAUGCAAAGGAUAAGAACCUGUAUCCGGGGAAAGCGUAUCAGGACAAACCAACAAAUUACGGUUAUGAGCAGAGAGAGGAAAUUCCAGGUUCUUAUAAGCCUGAUACCAUUUCAAAUUCAAUGCAAAGACAAGAUGAAGACCCAUUAUCUCCAAGGCAAACGACUCACCAUGCCGGAAUGGAAACUGCAGCAGAUGAGGGACUUGGGAGUUACGAAUUCUCGAAUGUGUCAGGUAACAGAAAAUUAUCUGAUCUAAGCAAGAAUAAAUCGGGUCCAACACCAACGCGUUCUAAUUUCAUUGAUCAAGUUGAACCGAGAAGAGCGAAGACCACACAGAACAUUACCUCUGAUGUCAAGGAUUCUACCAAUAUUCCAGAAACAGGUAACACUGGAAGCGUAGACCCUGGAAGGGCAGCUGUGAAAUCCAAGACCUUCAGCUCUAACCCAUUCGAUGAUAGUAAAGAUGUAGAUACUCCUUCCAAAAACACAAAUGUCGCCGCAUUUGAUAACGCCAGAACUGCAGACACUACUACAUACGCCAAAUCAGGAGACACUAAAACUGCUGCAUACGAUAAUAUUGGAAAGGCAGAUCCUACAUAUGCCAAAUCACAAAAUACUCCUGGAAUGACUUAUGGUCAGGAAACACCAUCGGAGAAAAUGGCCGAUUAUGGUUCUGGCGGUAAUUCCCAAAGUCAAGAAUAUUCUAGCGACGAUAAUAUUGAUGUGAACAAGAAUACAAAAGUUUUAGAAGAAGACGCUGCGGACUACAAGCACGAAGUGGAUUUGAAGAACAAGCGUAGAACUGAUAUUGGCGGUCCCAAUGCCGCAAACACCUAUGCUGCCGAAGUCGGUAAUUUCCCUAGUUUGAUCGACCCACAUGUUCCAACUUAUGGAUUCAAAGACACCGAUACUUCUAGUUCUCAAAAACCAUCCGAGAAUACCUAUCCAGAAACCAGUUCUUAUUCAAUUCAUAAUGAAACGACUUCACAGGGAAGAAAAGUCUCGGUGGGUUCAACGGGUUCCGGAAAAUCGAAACAUCAACACAAUCACGGUCAUCACCAUCACAGCAGACAAAAUUCUUCAAAAGCAUCUGACUACGACUAUAAUCUAAGCCACUCAGCUGAACACACCCCGAGACAUCAUCGGUAUGGUUCUGAUGAGGGUGAGCAAGAUUAUGAAGAAGAAGAGCAAGAUGAGGAACAUGCUGGUAAGCAAAGUUUUAUGGGCAGAGUGAGAAAUAGUAUUUCUGGCGGUACUUUUGGAUUUAGAAGUGAAAUUUAA